Penicillium mononematosum is the source of this 1500-nucleotide messenger RNA. Its product is annotated as metallophosphatase domain-containing protein. Gene Ontology annotation, molecular function: hydrolase activity. The transcript is spliced from 3 exons. Bases 1 to 1500 code for a protein of 499 amino acids. Lineage: Eukaryota; Fungi; Ascomycota; Eurotiomycetes; Eurotiales; Aspergillaceae. The record is from RefSeq and is a predicted model, not a curated record.
AUGGCAGAGCAAGAACUUCACUCUAGCUUCUAUGAUACUACAACUGCGUCCUCCUCGCCACCAGAUACCACGUCACAAGCUCAUCCAGGAGCUAGCCAAGUGCAACAAGAGAAUGCCGGAGAUGAGACAACCGACAGACACGGGACAGGCAAUAUAACCGAGGAGCUACACUCCAGUUUCUACAAUGCCACAACGGCAUCGUCCUCUCCUCUAGACCCAGUCUUACCUGACCAACCAUCAGCGGGUGAAGAGCUACAAGACAAUGUCGCAAGCCAGGAAGACUCAUACCAGCGAUUGCCAUUAUCAGGUGCACAGCCUAACCGAGUAUCAGAGUAUCAACCCCGAGGUUGGAGCUCUAGUGACAUGGUCCCGAUUCCUCUACCCUCGUCCCAAAAUCGCCCUUCAGCGCCUCAAAGUCCACGAGAACAUGUUCCUCCAGCCCCUGUUUUCGUCGAAUCCGCCUCUGCUUUCCCCGAUAAUGACCCAAUCUCAUACAUGGUCCCAGAAUUCAUUACAAUGGAAGGCCUCGGAUCUAUGGAAGUGGAUGUUCUUGACGAAGACACCUAUAUCCCCGACAUAUGGGUGCACUUACCAUCAAUUCGGGCCUGGGCAGUACCACGAGCGGUUAGGGAAUUGAACACACGGAUUCAUAUGUGGCUGAAGCAAGCUGUUCCCGGCGAACAGCUUCAGUCUGAUGCCCCAAUCAUGCGUCUCUUCCAGCUCCUACAGAGGCUAGGUAGACCUGCAGUCAUACCAGAGGUUAUGUGGGACCCAGACAAUCUAAAAGGCUGGCCUUGCAUCUUCCUUGCGCGGAAGCUGUACACUUGGCGUCAACCCAUCCCUGCAAAACCACUCACAAAUCCUGUUACUAUCGUCUGCAUCUCCGAUACUCACAACAGUCAACCCAGCCUUCCCGAUGGCGACAUCCUCAUUCACUCCGGUGAUCUCACACAGUCGGGCUCGUUGAAAGAACUCCAGGCAGCAUUCACUUGGUUAAACGCCCAGCCCCAUCCCACCAAAAUAGUUGUUGCCGGCAACCACGAUUUGUCACUCGACCCAAGGCGCCAUGAGGCGGAUCAUGCCAUCGCUGACCUGGAUCGGCUUGACUGGGGCGAGAUCAUCUAUCUGAAUAAGCAGGAGACCACCGUUGCCUGUGCAAACGGUCGCCAGCUUAGGAUUUACGGAAGUCCUUUGACUAAACGUAAUGGCAACUGGGCCUUCCAGUAUCCUCCCGAUCAAGACUUAUGGACUGGCUCCGUGUCUGAAGGGAUUGAUGUGCUAAUCACGCAUGGUCCGCCCCGUGCCCAUCUUGACUUGCUACAUCUGGGCUGUAAUCACCUCCUCCGGGAGCUAUGGAGAGUCAGGCCAAAACUGCAUGUGUUUGGACAUGUCCAUGCUGGUGCAGGUACCGAGUGGAUCUUGUUCGAUGCGCUGCAGGAGGCGUAUGAGCGCACUGUCGUUGCUAAAGGGGGGGAUUUGGAAUCUUCUGUCCACAAUUAG